Macrosiphum euphorbiae (potato aphid) is the source of this 345-nucleotide messenger RNA. NCBI's taxonomy places the organism in Eukaryota, Metazoa, Arthropoda, Insecta, Hemiptera, Aphididae. The record is from the annotation of a GenBank genome assembly.
AUGGAGUUCAGUUUUUAUGCCAACGGGACUGAUCCUGACCCCGAUGCUCGAAACAAAUCAGCCUCAAUUCUCCCAAGACUACCGGCCCUUAUAAUUAGAGCACAGUCUACUGGUGGUCCGAAGACAGGUGCAGAGUUGCGCUACAGUUUUCUCUCAAAAACGGAGCUACCAAGCGAGUUUCAGGAGAUAAAUGUACCAAAAAGUAGCCACGGCUUAAAUAUUGCGUAUACGAUGGUGAGAAGGAGUCUAUGCCUAGCACUCUGGAAAGCUAGUAGAAAAGUUUGGUUGGACCUGUGCUCGCGGGUCACUAACUGGUUUUACGGAAGCUGGGUAACAAAGCCUUAA